ACAGAUUCGAACGAAUUGCCUAACGAUUCAAUUUUUCAAUUCACGCGAAGGUUAUCCUGCUCCGCUACAGAAGUGCCGCUCCACUCGGAACUGGAGCCCCGGGGAGAAAUUUCACAUAUAUAUAAAGGUCACAACGGCCGCGAAAUCACACAUCCACUAUCUCACUCACUGAACGUCAUGACAAAACGCAUCCUUUUUGUUUUCACAUCUGCAAACCAAACUUUGACAGGUGCCAGCACGGGAUGGUACCUUCCUGAAGCCGCUCAUCCUUACUACAUUCUCGCCCCUUAUUUCACUAUCGAUUUUGCCUCUCCUGCGGGUCCUAAUCCACCUGUGGAUGAAUACAGCGUCCAGACGUUCCCAGACGACAUAGGCAAAUUCCUCAAAAACUCCGAGGUCCAGAAGAAGCUCUCGGCCACUAAAAAGCUCUCUGAUGUUAAUCCCGAUGAUUACGAUGCGAUUUUCUAUGUAGGGGGCCAUGGUCCUGUCUUGGAUCUGGCAGUGGAUCCUGUCAAUAUCAAGUUUGCAUCUGAAUUCUACCGUACCGGAAAAUUGGUCGCCGCUGUUUGCCAUGGACCAGCUGCCCUUGUUGGCGCCACUGACGAGUCUGGCAAAUCCAUCUUUGCUGGAAAAGCUUUCACUGGCUUCUCAAAUGUCGAGGAGGAGCAGGUCGACAAAGUGAAGGAUAUACCGUUCUUGUUGGAAGACAAGAUCUCCAGUCUUGGGGGUAAAUACGAGAAAGCAGCAGAACCUUGGGGGCCCAAGGUCGUCGUUGCUGGUAACCUAAUCACCGGGCAAAAUCCGGCUUCAGCUCAUCCCAUUGGAGAGGCCAUUCUCCAAGCCUUGCAGAAAUAAGUGGAAGUAGAGUCGCUCUGAAAACGGUCUUUCAAAUGAUCACUUGUGCCUUGCAGCAUGAGCAGAUGCAUGAGAAUAUUAAAAAUUAGUACAAAUUUUCGCGGGUACGACCUACA
This is a messenger RNA of Suillus discolor, 971 nucleotides long. Its product is annotated as class I glutamine amidotransferase-like protein. The coding region runs from base 178 to 855 and encodes 225 amino acids. Lineage: Eukaryota; Fungi; Basidiomycota; Agaricomycetes; Boletales; Suillaceae. The record is from RefSeq and is a predicted model, not a curated record. The transcript is spliced from 7 exons.